AUAUAUACCCUACCACCCUUCCAUUCCUCAACAACAACCAAAACCUCUUCUAGAGCCCCUCUCUCUCAUCAUACCCAUAUAUAAACCCAAAACUCAACAUCAUUCUAUACAUAAACCAAAACUAAAACCUAGAAGAAGAAGAAGAAAAAAGAAAAAUGUCCGGGGUGUGGGUGUUCAAGAAUGGUGUGUUUCGUUUGGUGGAAAACCCUCAAGCUGAGGCCUCGGAUGGAAGACAAGGGAAGGGAAGUAGCUCAAAGAGAAAGGUGUUGGUUCACUUGCCAACAGGGGAAGUGGUGUCUUCCUAUGCUUUUCUUGAGCAAAUCUUAACUGGAUUAGGGUGGGAGAGGUACUAUGAUGGGGACCCUGACCUCUACCAAUUCCACAAACACUCUUCAAUUGACCUAAUUUCCCUCCCAAAAGAUUUCUCCAAGUUCAACUCCAUCAACAUGUAUGAUAUAGUCAUCAAGAACCCCAAUGUCUUCCAUGUCAGGGAUAAGUGAGUCCUCAUUUGUUCAUGUGCCACUAGUAGCUCCUCUCUCCAUUCAUCACCUUUCUGUGUUUUUUUUUUUCUUCUUUGGAACGGUUUUUAUUGGUCUAGUUUCUCAUGGUGUGCACUUAUAUAUAAAUAGCUAGCUAGAGUUUGUGGAAAGCUCUAGUGAAUUAAACUCUCUUUUGGGGUUUUUCUCUUUUUGGGGUUUCUGUUUAUAAGUUAGAUGAUUGAUGGUGUGGGUGCAUGAUGAGUAAGUAGCAUAUAAGAGCUUGGUGUGCUUAUGUAACAUAUUGGGUAUUGAUUUCUAAUAACAUUUAUGCAUUCCAUGAAUUAAUUAA
Molecule: messenger RNA, 828 nt
Organism: Cajanus cajan (pigeon pea)
Lineage: Eukaryota; Viridiplantae; Streptophyta; Magnoliopsida; Fabales; Fabaceae
Product: flowering-promoting factor 1
Biological process (GO): regulation of flower development
Source: RefSeq, a predicted model, not a curated record